This is a messenger RNA of Aquila chrysaetos chrysaetos, 1221 nucleotides long. RefSeq names its product 3-hydroxyacyl-CoA dehydratase 1 (gene HACD1). The record is from RefSeq and is a predicted model, not a curated record. The transcript is spliced from 7 exons. NCBI's taxonomy places the organism in Eukaryota, Metazoa, Chordata, Aves, Accipitriformes, Accipitridae. Gene Ontology annotation, molecular function: 3-hydroxyacyl-CoA dehydratase activity; phosphatase activity. Gene Ontology annotation, biological process: very long-chain fatty acid biosynthetic process; sphingolipid biosynthetic process; fatty acid elongation. Gene Ontology annotation, cellular component: endoplasmic reticulum membrane. The coding region runs from base 359 to 1096 and encodes 245 amino acids.
GCGGCUUCCUCGCGCGGGAGGGGACAGCGGCGUGACGCCCGGGGGCCCCGUGUGAGGGCUGGGGCCCUGCCCGCCCGGGGACCCCCGUGAAGGCCGCUGCCAGGCUUCGCCCGCCCCGCCCGGGGGCCGCGGCCCUGCCCGGCCCCCGAGGGUCUGGCGUGCCCCGGGGAGCCCCUGUGAGGUGGGAGGAGCGCGCAGCGCCAUGUGAGCAGCUGGCGGCGGGCAGCGGCCCUCGAGGAAGACAGAUGGGGUGAGAGACAGCGCGAGGUCCGGCUGUCAGCGCGGCCUCAGCCCCGCCGCGGAGGGAGCCCCUCCUCCCCGCGGGUGUGCGCCUCUCGCUCCCUGGCCGGGGGGAACCAUGGCGUCCAGCGAGGAGGACGGGGGCGGCAACGGCGCGGUGGAGGAGAAGGAGAAUGGCAAGAAGAGGAGGCUGGGCGCCCUGGCCACGGCCUGGCUCAUCUUCUACAACGUCGCCAUGACCGCGGGGUGGCUGGUAUUAGGUAUUGCCAUGGUGCGGUUUUAUAUACAGAAAGGAACACAUAGAGGCUUAUUCAGAAGCGUUCAAAAGACGCUUAAAUUUUUCCAGACAUUUGCUUUGCUUGAGGUAGUCCACUGUGCAGUUGGAAUAGUUCGCACAUCUGUGCUUGUGACUGGGGUCCAAGUGAGUUCAAGAAUCUUCAUGGUGUGGUUCAUUGCACAUAGUAUAAAACAGAUCCAGAAUGAGGAGAGCGUUAUUCUUUUUCUGGUCGUAUGGACUGUGACAGAGAUUACUCGAUAUUCCUUCUACACAUUCAACCUGCUCAACCAUUUGCCAUACUUCAUUAAAUGGGCCAGAUACAACUUUUUUAUCAUUUUGUAUCCUGCUGGAGUUGCAGGUGAACUGCUAACCAUAUAUGCUGCUUUACCCUAUGUGAAGAAAACAGGAAUGUUUUCACUGAGACUUCCCAACAAAUAUAAUGUCUCCUUUGACUACUAUUACUUCCUUAUUAUUGUCAUGUUCUCCUAUGUACCGUUAUUUCCACAACUCUACUUCCACAUGCUGCGGCAGAGAAGAAGGGUGCUUCAUGGAGAAGUGAUUGUAGAAAAGGACGAUUGAAUCAAGCUGUGUAACUAUGGUGCUUUUACUGGAAAAAAAGAGAGUAAAAAAACAAAACUUCCUGUGAUUUUUCUGAGUCCAAGUUUUAAAACAUGGAACAAGAAUAAACAACUGUGCAUAAAAUA